AUGACAGAGAAGUACAUGGCAUAUCUUCAAGUCCUCAAGUCAGGUGAAGAGGUCAUUGGCGACAUAUAUGAUACCGACGUCUACGAAUGGGUCAUGGCCCCGUUUGAGUCCUUCCUGGUCGAGCUCGCGCCUCCUCCGGAAUGCCAACCAAAAGACAUCAAGAUCACUCUUCACGAGCAUCAGGUUCCAGAAUUCUUUGUCUUUGAACUAGACAUCAUUGAUGAAAAGUUAUGCCCUCGGCGUGUUGCAGCGGAGACGUCCCCCGUACGUCCGUCUUUUGUAACCUUCGAUGAUGACUUCCUGGACGACUUGGAGACUUGGACUACCUUCUACGAUCCCGCUGGAAUAGUUUUAAGUUUCGAAGAUCCCGAGGAUGCGCUCUUCAAGCCACCAAAUAAAGUCCUCAUCGAUAACUGUCAGACUGAAUGCUUCUUCAAGCCGUGCAACUCCGGCGUUCAGAUGAAGCGCGAGCUCAAGACCUAUAAAAUGAUUCACGCAACCGGUUUAGACUCUCAGCUAAACCUAUGUCACCUUUACGGUGUCGUCAUGGAUGAACAUGAUUUCAUCCUUGGGGUUUUGCUAACCCAUAUUGAUAAUCGGGGUUGUCCGUUGUCAACCAAGAUCGCUCCCGAGGAACCUGAUGAUCCUCCACCUGAAGUGAGAGAACGGUGGAUGGGCCAGAUCGAUGCUGCCGUCUCUGGCUUGCAUGAAGCUGGAAUAAUCUGGGGAGAUGUAAAGGCAGAGAAUGCCUUGAUAGAUCAGGAUGAUAAUGCGUGGGUUACUGACUUUGGUGGCGGAUAUACUAAGGGCUGGGUUGAUAAAGAGGUGGCGGAGACUAUGAAAGGGGAUCGGAUGGGUAUGGCUAAGCUGAGAGAGUUCAUCUUUCCAACCGCAUCAAGCGCGGAAUAG
Fusarium redolens is the source of this 909-nucleotide messenger RNA. RefSeq lists its product as uncharacterized. The record is from RefSeq and is a predicted model, not a curated record. The coding region runs from base 1 to 909 and encodes 302 amino acids. The transcript has a single exon. Gene Ontology annotation, molecular function: ATP binding; protein kinase activity. Gene Ontology annotation, biological process: protein phosphorylation. Lineage: Eukaryota; Fungi; Ascomycota; Sordariomycetes; Hypocreales; Nectriaceae.